Molecule: messenger RNA, 1405 nt
Organism: Bombus pyrosoma
Lineage: Eukaryota; Metazoa; Arthropoda; Insecta; Hymenoptera; Apidae
Product: testis-specific serine/threonine-protein kinase 3-like
Exons: 6
Coding region: 314-1405 (363 amino acids)
Biological process (GO): intracellular signal transduction; protein phosphorylation; microtubule cytoskeleton organization
Cellular component (GO): cytoplasm
Molecular function (GO): ATP binding; tau-protein kinase activity; protein serine/threonine kinase activity
Source: RefSeq, a predicted model, not a curated record
AAAAAAUAUUAUUUUAUGAUAUUUUUCAUAAAAUCAUCGUGAUAUCAACAACAAUCGUAUUUCAAAUGUUUGCUAUACUAGAUAUAUAUAUGACGAGCAUCGUGCCAAAUUUCAAUCCAUUAGCGUUCAAAUUGACAAAUUAUGGAAUACCAAUUUUCGUUAAAAAAUCCAUUAAAACAUGUAACUCAACAAGUAAAAUGACGUCGUUGCGUGUAUUAAAACCGACGUAAAAAUACAAAGAAAAUAACAUAAUAAUGUGUUCAUAGUGAUUAUUUGAAUUUAUAAUAUAGUACAGUAAUUGUUUACGCAUAACAUGGCAACUGCACCAAUAACAGAUAACUCUCCGAAAUCCUUAUUAAAAGCCGUGGAAGGUAAUAACGACGAAAAAUUAGAAAAGAAAUUAACUAUUCUCGAAUCGCAUGGAUACACUCUUGGUAAAACAAUAGGUACCGGUUCCUAUGCCACUGUAAAAAUUGCCAAAUCUAAUCGGCAUGAUUGCCAUGUAGCAGUAAAAAUUGUUUCAAAGUUUCAAGCACCCGGCGAUUAUUUAAAAAAAUUUUUGCCUCGUGAGAUAGAAGUUGUUAAAGGUUUAAAACACCCAAAUCUAAUUCGUUUCCUUCAAGCAAUCGAAACAACUCACCGCGUUUAUAUAAUUAUGGAAUAUGCUCAAUGCGGUAGUUUAUUGGAUAUGAUAAGGCGUGAUACAUUUAUCGACGAAUUCCGUAGCCGUCGAUGGUUUCGGCAAUUAUUAGAAGCUAUCGAUUAUUGUCAUGGACGUGGCGUUGUACAUAGAGACAUCAAAUGCGAAAAUCUUUUAAUGGAUCAGAACUUCAAUAUCAAAUUAUCCGAUUUUGGAUUCGCACGUGGACAAAUGAAAUCGAAGAACGGUAUAGCUCCGUUAAGUGAAACUUUCUGCGGUAGCUAUGCUUAUGCUUCACCAGAAAUAUUAAAGGGUGUUCCAUAUUUACCUCAAUUGUCUGAUGUAUGGUCCAUGGGAGUAGUACUCUAUGCAAUGGUUUAUGGUCGACUACCAUUUGAUGAUACAAAUUACAGCCAACUUCUAAAGCAAGUACAAAAUAAAGUUAUAUUUCCUAAAGAACCAAACGUGUCUCAAGCUUGUCGUUCACUUAUCUCACGAAUACUUGUAUCGCAACGAAUACGAUUGGAUAUUGAUCACAUAAGAAAUGAUGUUUGGCUUGCUACGUCUCUUGUUACCGCCCAGACCUCUACUAGCGACAUUUUAACAGAUAUUCCUAUAGUACCGAAUAUAAAGAAAAUAGCAAGUGAAAAGAACAAAGGAACAAAAAGGCAUGCAACUGGUAUUAGAGCGUCAGUUACCGACGUUCGGUCAUCUAAUUUCAGCAUUUCAGAUGAAAGCAGCAAUCGAUACCGCUAUUUGAAAUAA